Molecule: messenger RNA, 285 nt
Organism: Aegilops tauschii subsp. strangulata
Lineage: Eukaryota; Viridiplantae; Streptophyta; Magnoliopsida; Poales; Poaceae
Source: RefSeq, a predicted model, not a curated record
AUGAUGAUGUUAUGCAUGCCUUUUAGACGCUACAUGUGUGGUUCCCAAAUUGGAUCAUAUCUUUCGGCAAGAAUCUUCAAGUAUACUGCCUUUGGUCCGUGUGCUCAUGUCUGCUAUUUAGAGUUCCUUGACUUUCAGGAGGAUCAUAAUAUCUUCAAAGGUGCCAACAAGGUUUGUAGUACUGUAGGAUAUUGGUCUUCAACCAAAUGCUUCGAGUGCAGUUUUAGCCACGAAGGUAUGUACAAAAUGUUCAUGUGCACUGUAAUUAUGCCAACAAUAAGUUAA